Molecule: messenger RNA, 1305 nt
Organism: Huiozyma naganishii CBS 8797
Lineage: Eukaryota; Fungi; Ascomycota; Saccharomycetes; Saccharomycetales; Saccharomycetaceae
Gene: FUN26
Product: nucleoside transmembrane transporter FUN26
Exons: 1
Coding region: 1-1305 (434 amino acids)
Biological process (GO): nucleoside transmembrane transport
Cellular component (GO): plasma membrane; fungal-type vacuole membrane
Molecular function (GO): nucleobase transmembrane transporter activity; nicotinamide riboside transmembrane transporter activity
Source: RefSeq, a predicted model, not a curated record
AUGGAGGUCGAGCGGUUGAUCCCGCCCCUAGAGGAGAUGUCCAUGUUCCGGAAACUGACGAACACUACGUACUUGACUUUCCUGCUGACUGGUAUCGGGUUGCUAUGGCCUUGGAACAAUAUCUUGAGUGCGACGCUGUACUUCCAAGAUACGAUAUUCAAACACACCACCGUGUAUGCACAGGUGUUCACCAGCUCGAUGAUGAGUGUGUCUACCUUGGCGUCAUUGAUCUUUAACGUUUACAUUGGUACGCGGCAACACUCGUACGUCGAAAGAGUCACUAGGGGCCUUAUCUGGCAGAUCAUCGUGUUCGUCCUGCUCACCGUUCUGUGUCUUGUGACGGGCAGUGACGAGAGCAGGGGGGCACCGCUGUGGGUGACAUUCACGCUCGUUAUGAUGUUGGUCGCGAUGAGUGCAAUGGCGACGGCGCUCACGCAGAACGGGAUCCUAGCGAUCGCUAACGUGUUUGGACCAGAGUUCAGCCAGGCAGUCAUGCUGGGCCAAGCCAUCGCUGGGGUGCUCCCCUCCGUGGUGCUCUUCAUACUGCUACUUUUCAGUAGUGAUGGUGCAAAGGGACAAAGCCAGACGGGGAUCCUUCUUUACUUCCUGACCACAAGCGGCGUGUGUCUCGUAUGCAUCGCCCUUUACAAGUCGAGUAGAAUCAGCGACAAACUGCUCAUCCUUACGUCGCAGGACGAAAGGGAAUCACACUCCCUGGACAACAACGGUGGUCACGUCCCACUGUCUCUACUGUUCAAGAAAUUGAAGUACUUAGUGCUGUCUAUCUUCAGCACUUUCGUAGUGUCACUUUCGUUCCCCGUGUUCGCAUCCGCAGUGGCAGUGGGCAAGCUGCCCAUCAAGAAUUUCCAGUUCAUCCCACUCGUGUUCACAAUCUGGAACCUGGGCGAUCUCUACGGGAGGGUCAUUGCAGACCUUCCCUUCUUCCGCGAUGCAUCGUUCACGCCUUACAAAACAUUCGUGUACUCAAUAGCGAGAGUCGCAACGAUCCCACUUUUCCUAUACUACACAAGACAGAGCAUCGACGAGAGACACACCUGGUGGCUGGACAUCGGGUACCUGUUCCUACAGUUCGUGUUCGGCGUUACCAACGGCCACAUCGUCUCGAUCAGUUUCAUGAAAGUGCCAGGCCAAUUGGACUCCGACGACGAACGCGAGGCCGCAGGUGGGUUCACCAACAUUUUCGCGUCCGUGGGGCUCACCGUCGGGAGUGUCCUCAGUUACACGCUCGUGUACCUCGUCGCAGCGAUGCGGCAUCACGUACCAGCACCAGCAGUGGACCGGUAG